Messenger RNA from Caenorhabditis auriculariae, 713 nucleotides. NCBI's taxonomy places the organism in Eukaryota, Metazoa, Nematoda, Chromadorea, Rhabditida, Rhabditidae. The record is from the annotation of a GenBank genome assembly.
AUGGGCGAGCGGCACAUGUCAAGCAUCUUUCCUGAAUGCGAUCAAUUGAAACAGGUUUUUUUAAAAUUCAUUCGAGAAUAAAGAAAAUCCUUGCUUUGGUCAUGGCUCUGUAUGGAAAACAGGUAAAAAUGUAACUUUCAUUUUUUUUUUUGUGUUUUUUGUUUUCUAGUAAGAAUUUUUCAGUUAGAAAUAAUUUUUAACCCUGAUUUCCAAUUUUUUUAAGUAAGAUUAAUCCUUGAAAUAAUAAUAUCGUGAAAUAAUAAUAAGUGCAGUCAGAUUCAGCUUAUGAAAAGAAAGAUUGUUUCAGAUCUACGACAAAUGCUUCACGGAGUUCUUCCAACGGUUCAUUUCUCCGAAUUAUCGGCACAGCUACGCGAGUAAUCCAUGUGAUCGACUAUUAGAAGUUUACCAACAUUGUGUUGAAGAGGUUUUUUUAAAAAUUUAUAUAAUAAAAAUAUAUUUAUUCACAGGAAAGAAAACAAAAUAACAAGAAGUUGCUGCCCUCAUGAGCUAGUGAGAGAAGAAUUUUUGCGAAAAAUGCACAAAAAAAGGAAAUUUUUAUUGAAAAAAAUAGCUUCCUGAAAUAAUUACAAUGAAAAUUCCCUUGAUUCCAGCGGUUAGAGAAGAACAAGCCGUUCGAAAUCGAUCUGGAAGAAAUCCGGAAAGAAUAUUUGAACUCCCCCGAAGACGACCUCAAGGAUCGACAACAAUAA